AUGUCCGACAUACUCGAAGUCGAACAACCGGGUCGUGAUGGGGCAAGAAAAUGCCCAAACAGGCAAGCCUAUAGCCAUGCAGCUACAUUUACCUUCACAAACAACUGCCCUUACACUGUAUGGCCAGGAGCCCUAACAGGCAGUGGCAGUCCUUUACCCUCAACCGGGUUCGAGUUAGCCUCCAAAGCCUCAUCAGACCUAACCAUACCGGCUCCAUGGAGUGGCCGUAUCUGGGCUCGCUCCGGUUGCACCACUGACCCUUCAGGCAAGUUCACCUGCGCCACAGCAGAUUGCGGCUCAGGUCAAAUCCCAUGCAAUGGCGCCGGUGCAAUCCCACCAGCUUCACUCGCAGAAUUCACUCUAGCUCCAAAUAGCGGAACAGAUUUUUACGAUAUUAGCCUCGUCGACGGGUUUAAUUUACCGCUUUCGAUAACCCCACGAGGCGGAAGUGGCUGCCAGAGUUCGAGUUGUCCGGCCAAUGUUAACGGUGUUUGUCCGCCGGAGUUGGCGGUGAAAGGUGCAGAUGGCGGUGUUGUUGCUUGCAAAAGUGCUUGUUUAGCGUUGAAUCAGCCGCAAUAUUGUUGCACCGGUUCGUUUGGUACGCCGGAGACGUGUCCGCCUACCAAUUAUUCGAAGGUUUUUAAGAGCCAAUGUCCUCAGGCUUAUAGUUAUGCUUAUGAUGAUAAGACUAGCACAUUUACGUGUAGUGGUGGAGCUAAUUAUCUUAUCACUUUUUGUCCAUGAUUGUCGUUUCAGGCUUUUUGGUUUGUCGU
Molecule: messenger RNA, 773 nt
Organism: Mercurialis annua (annual mercury)
Lineage: Eukaryota; Viridiplantae; Streptophyta; Magnoliopsida; Malpighiales; Euphorbiaceae
Product: thaumatin-like protein 1
Exons: 2
Coding region: 1-744 (247 amino acids)
Biological process (GO): defense response
Cellular component (GO): extracellular region
Source: RefSeq, a predicted model, not a curated record